Molecule: messenger RNA, 2189 nt
Organism: Odocoileus virginianus texanus
Lineage: Eukaryota; Metazoa; Chordata; Mammalia; Artiodactyla; Cervidae
Source: RefSeq, a predicted model, not a curated record
ACAUGGUGAUAUCGCUUUGUGGUUUUAUUGACAUCUACUUGAUGAUGAAUGAUAUCGAGCAUCUUUCAUGUGCUUAUUGUCCAUUUGUAUAUAUUCUUUUCUGAAGUGUCUGGUCAAAAAUUUUUUGCCCAUGUUUAAUCAUUAUGUUACCUUUUGCUCUAGUCAGAAUUUUUCUACUAUUUAAGUUGAAUAGGAGCUAAAUUUUCUGGUUCACCAAAUUAGGCUUCAUUUAAACUUCCUUUUUAAUCUCAAAUUGGCAGUAAAACUAGCUGAUCAUUGGUGACUCUAGAUUGCUGUCAGACUUGUUUCUGUUAAAGAAAGGAACUACAUGGGUUAUACUGCCUCAUAAUUUUUGGAAAUAAAGCAUAUCACCAAAAAUAUCUAAGGCAUUAUCUUCUCAUACUAAGUACAUUUUCUGCUGUAUUUGUAAUGCAGGAUUUGAGGUGGGGGACAGAAAGAGAAAUAGUAGUUGUACUGCCCCAUUCCCAAAAAAAACAAGCAAAGAUUAGCAUAUCUGCUUGAAAUUUCUUCUGAAACUUUUCUCUACAUAAAUCCCUACCCACUCUGAGCUUUCACUUCCAUUUCCCUCUUAACUCUCCCACGAGCUCUUUAAUAGAGAACAAAUCAGAAGACAUUCUAGAAUGUCUUUUCCACCAAUCAGAAAUAAUGAAAUAAAAUCCAAUUCCCUAUGCAGAAGACACAGAACUCUGUUCCCUCAUCUUUUCUCAUGCCCUAUACCUAAGAGUAGUUUUGUCUCAUAGCUGGAUUUCUAAUUUCCAGCAUUCCCAAACCAUUUUACAAUUUUAUUUUUAAGUCUUACAAUACUGUUGUCUGAGAAUCCCUUGUCAAGCUAAUGAAGCAUUCAAAGAAGACUUAUGACUCUUUUCAAGAUGAACUUGAAGAUUAUAUCAAAGUGCAGAAAGCCAGAGGCUUAGAGCCAAAGACUUGUUUCAGGAAGAUGAGAGAGGAUUAUUUGGAAACCUAUGGGUACAAAGAAGAGGUCGACUCUAGACCCAGGUGUAGAAUGUUUGAGCAAAGACUCCCAUAUGGAACCGUCCAAACCUACCCAAGAUCAUGCAGUAUUUCACAAAGAGUGGAAAAGCAGUUACCUCAGUGGCUACCAGCUCAUGACAGCAGGCUGAGACUAGACUCCCUGAGCUGCUCUCAGGUCACCAGGGACUGUUUCUCAGGAAAGCCUGUACCCCCGAACCUGAGUCAGCACGAGUCUAACUGUAGCGCAUACAGUGUAGAAUCUGGAGUUUACAGGUACCUCUCCUCAGAAAAUAGUACCAGUGCCCAUCAGGCUAGUUAUAAACACAUACACCAGAAGAGGAAAAGGCACACAGAGGAAGGCAGAGAAAAGCCAGAGGAGGAGCGGCCCAAGCAUAAGAGGAAAAAAGCUUAUGGGGAAAUAGAUUUAGACAAAUACAAGAGCAUCCAAACAAGCAAAACGGAGGCAGAAACAGUCAGAGUCAGUACAGAAAAGCUUAAGAACCGGAAGGAGAAAAAGAGCCGAGAUGUAGCCUCUAAGAAAGAGGAACGUAAGCGCAGAAAAGAGAAAAAGGAACAAGGCCAAGAAAGGACAGAGGAGGAAAUGCUUUGGGACCAGUCUAUCCUUGGAUUUUGAAGCUCUUGCGUUGGUUCCCCCAGGGUUAUACUAAAUAGUUGAGAAGCUUGGUUUUACAGUGUUCAUGUUCAAAUCCCUCUUCUCACAUGAGCAGGUACAAAGGCUAAGAGAACAGGAAACAGAGUACGCUUGCUAUCCAACAUGGAAAUAUUUUUUCUCAUUUUCUAAAAUCAUUACUACAUUUUUCUUAUACAUAAUGUAAUUUCCCUUAACGAGAGUGGCUCUGCUUUUAUUCAUCUGGUUGCUGUGAUGGUGGAAGUAUUUUUCCCUUGGGAGGUCAUUUAUAUUUAAGUAGGAUUAAUAGGCUUAACAGAAUCUAUUUCUUGAUUGGGUUUUAGUUUGGGGUGGGUAUUUUUAUAUUCAUUAGUUUUCUCUGUGAAGCAAUUUAGAUAGAUAUUUUCUUCUGUUAGAUCUAACUUGCAGUAUAUUUUCUAGAUUGAAAAGUGGAAAAUGACAUACAUUAUAAUAAGCUUAAGUUACAUACAGUUUUAAAAAAGAGUCUUGAUACAAAAUCAGUUUAUAUUCUGGAAAUGUUUAUAAUAAAGUUCUAAUUUCUACAUUU